AUGAGUACUGUGACUAAUGAAUCAAAGAAAAAGGAAAGCAUUGAUAAAGCUUUAAUUCAAUAACAAAGAGAGUAACUAAAGUAAACAGUUUUAGAAAGAUUUAUAAAAGAUUUUGGAAAGAAUAACAAAAAUAAAAUAUAAGUAACUUACAUUUUAGAGAUUAGAUUAUAACCAAUAUUGUGAAUGAGUAUUUCUCAAAAACUAGAGUUACUGAUGUUACUUUAAAAAAUUUAAAAUAAUAAGUUUAAUAGGCAAUUCAAAAUGCAGGAUCAACAACCUAAUCUUAAGCAGAUUAAUCAAUUAAGGAAUCAUAAGGUAUAAAAUUUUAGUAUAUUAUAGUUACAUAAUAAUAAUAAUUGUAAUAGAUUCCACAAUAAAAGCCUCCAAGUAGUUAGUCUAGGAAAUCAAACUAAUAAAUUUAAUCACUUCCAUAAUAACGUCAAGAUGUUUAUUCUGAGACAUCUUCAAAAGUAUAAAGAUUUUAUUAAUAAGGCACCAAAAUCAGUUUACAUGAUGGAAGGUGAUGAAGAUGAUGAAUGGGCAACCUUAGUUAAAUUUGAUACUGAAUUAUAUAAAAAGGAAAAAGAACUUGAAGGAAUAAGAAAGUAAGAAUUUAAGAAGAAAAUCAAAUCAGAAUUGGAUAGAUAAAUAAAUGAAAAAUAAAAUAAAAAAUAAGAAGAAGUAUNAAAAGUUAAAACCCAUAAAAUCUCCUAAAGAUUAUUAUCCAAGCAUUCUUUAAGUUUAAAUGUAAAUUUAACCAAUAGAUUUAUCUGGUAAACAUUCUGAUUA
Paramecium sonneborni is the source of this 789-nucleotide messenger RNA. The record is from the annotation of a GenBank genome assembly. Lineage: Eukaryota; Ciliophora; Oligohymenophorea; Peniculida; Parameciidae.